Pogona vitticeps (central bearded dragon) is the source of this 4824-nucleotide messenger RNA. NCBI's taxonomy places the organism in Eukaryota, Metazoa, Chordata, Lepidosauria, Squamata, Agamidae. The record is from RefSeq and is a predicted model, not a curated record.
AACGAAAGCUACAUGGGCUUCUAUGCAAGAAGGCACUAAUGCUCCCCUGUAUGAUUAAUAUGGUACUGUGGAAAUUUGCCAGUCUUAUAUCACACAUCUAGAAGCCCAUAUGUAUGCUAAAGUAAGAGUGCAGAGACUGUACAGAUAGCACCUUUGGACCUGUGAAGAUUAGGAACAGGAGUGACACAUGAGGUCCCCAUCACCAUUCUCAUUUUCAUGUUGAUUUAUUCAGAAAUGUUUCAACAUCAGGGCUUAUUUGACCAUGAGGUACAGUGGACAACAUGAAGAUCUUAGAGGUUUGAAUUUCCAGUCAUUGGCAUGAAUACAUGAAGACGACUACACAACAAGUAUGUUCCAACUCAAGGGAGGCCCAUCUUGAGUAUUUCCUAGAUGUGAUCUGAUAUAGCCACUGUUUCCUUUUGCAUUCUGAGGCUACAAUUCCGUGAAUACUUAGCUAGAAUGAUAUUGGAAGAAUACCUUUGAAUACUGAAGCUGACAAAUCAUUGAGAGUGCUGGCACCAUGUUAUGUUGGGGAAAUGCCUCUUUUGGACAGCUUGGUUUGGGAGGCAUUGAUGAAGAAGUUGUUCUGGAACCCAGAAGAUGCAACUUUUUCCUAAACAAAAAAAUUCGGGAUGUGGGCUGCGGACUAAGGCACACUGUAUUUGUUCUGGAUGAUGGGACUGUAUAUACGUGUGGGUGCAACGACUUAGGACAGUUAGGACAUGAAAAAUCCAGGAAAAGACCAGAACAGGUGGGUGCCCUGGAUGCUCAAAAUAUUGUAGCCGUUUCAUGCGGAGAAGCCCACACGUUAGCAUUAAAUGACAAGGGUCAAGUCUAUGCAUGGGGGUUUGCUGCAGAUGGACAGCUUGGCUUACCUGGAACUGAAGAAUAUACCAGAGUGCCCAGAAACAUCAAAAGCUUGUCUGACAUCCAAAUAGUGCAGGUUGCCUGUGGUUACUACCAUUCACUUGCACUUUCCAAAGGAAGUGAAAUUUUUUCCUGGGGGCAGAACAAACAUGGUCAACUAGGUCUAGGUUAUGAAUUUAAAAAGCAGACAUCUCCACAGUUGAUCAAGUCUUUAUUAGGGAUACCCUUUGGACAGGUUGCAGCAGGCAGAGCACAUAGCUUUGUAUUGACUCUUUCUGGAGCUGUUUUUGGCUGGGGGCGUAACAAAUUUGGUCAACUUGGCCUUAAUGAUGAAAAUGAUAGAUAUGUUCCCAAUCUUCUAAAGUCACUAAGAUCCCAGAAAAUUGUUUACAUCUGCUGCGGAGAAGAUCAUACAGCAGCUCUUACAAAGGAAGGUGGGGUGUUUACUUUUGGAGCUGGAGGCUAUGGGCAAUUAGGUCAUAACUCUACUGCUCAUGAAAUAAACCCGAGAAAAGUUUUUGAACUCAUGGGGAACAUUGUCACACAAAUUGCCUGUGGAAGGCAGCACACAUCUGCAUUUGUACCUUCAACUGGAAGAAUUUAUUCUUUUGGUCUUGGAGGUAAUGGGCAGCUAGGAAUGGGAUCAACCAGUAAUAGAAAAAGCCCUUUCCCAGUGAAAGGAAAUUGGCUUCCUUAUAAUGGCCAGAGUCUAUUAACUUCAGAUGGUGAAGAAUAUUAUUGUGUAAAGAGGAUUUUCUCGGGUGGAGACCAGAGCUUUUCUCAUUAUGUUAAUCCACAGGAUUUGGUACCACCAGAUGAUUUCAGAUACCCUAAUGCUGCACGACAAAUCUGGACUGUGAAUGACAGCUUCAUUCAGAGAUUGCUGAACUGCUCAUCUUCAGGAGCAGGGAGACUUCCUGUAGAGAUAGCAAAUGAAAUAGAUGGAACAUUCUCUUCAUCUGGAUGUCUGAAUGGAAGUUUUUUGGCCAUCAGCAAUGAUGAUCACUACAGAACUAGUGCCAGAUUCUCAGGGGUUGAUAUGAAUGCUGCUCGACUUCUGUUUCACAAGCUUAUACAGCCAGAGCAUCCUCAUAUAUCUCAACAGGUGGCAGCUAGUUUGGAGAAGAACCUUAUUCCUAAACUGACUAGUUCCCUGCCUGAUGUUGAAGCCCUAAGGCUGUUUCUAACCUUGCCAGAAUGUCCUCUAAUGAGUGAUGCAAACAACUACAUGACACUUGCUAUUCCAUUUGCAACGGCUAUUGUGAAUCUAGAUAAAGCUCCACUGAAAGUACUUGAAAACUGGUGGUCUGCAUUGGAGCCUCCCUUAUUCCUCAAAAUAGUGGAACUUUACAAAGAUGUUGUAGUCCACCUUCUGAAACUGUACAAGAUGGGUCUCCCUACUUCAGAGCAAAGAAUCUUUAGCAGCUGUCUACACACAUCCCUCAAGGUUUUGGAAAUUUUGCAUAGGGUUAAUGAAAGAGGUGGGCAAAUCAUACAGUAUGAUAAGUUCUACAUACAUGAAAUACAGGAUUUGAUAGACAUAGGAAACGACUACGUCAAUUGGAACCACCAUCAGACUUAUGGAAUGGAUAUCAGCCAUGGAUUAAAUGAGCCAAGCGAUGUGCCAGUUACAAUUUGCACCUAUCCAUUUGUGUUUGAUGCACAGGCAAAGACAACCCUCUUGCAAACAGAUGCAGUAUUACAGAUGCAGGUGGCUGUUGACCAGGCUCACAGACAGAAUUUCUCAUCUCUUUUUCUCCCAGUAUAUGAAUCUGUCAAUCCAUGUCUGAUCUUAAUAGUGCGCCGAGAAAAUAUUGUUGGGGAUGCCAUGGAAGUCUUAAGAAAAACGAAAAAUGUCGAUUACAAGAAACCUCUCAAGGUUAUUUUUGUAGGGGAAGAAGCUGUGGAUGCAGGUGGAGUUCGCAAAGAAUUUUUUCUACUUAUCAUGAGAGAGCUCUUAGAUCCCAAAUAUGGAAUGUUUAGGUAUAAUGAAGAAUCCAGGCUAAUCUGGUUCUCAGAUAAGACAUUUGAAGACAGUGACUUGUUUCAUCUGAUUGGUGUUGUCUGUGGUCUAGCAAUAUAUAAUUUUACUAUUGUAGAACUUCACUUUCCUUUGGCCUUGUAUAAGAAGCUUUUGAAUAAGAAACCUUCUCUAGAAGACCUCAAGGAGCUAAUGCCUAGUGUUGGCAGGAGUAUGCAGCAAUUACUGGACUAUCCAGAAGAUGAUAUAGAGGAUACCUUCUGCCUCAACUUUACUAUCACUGUUGAAAACUUUGGUACCACUGAGGUUAAAGAACUAAUUCCUAAUGGCACAGACAUUCCUGUUGUCAAACAAAAUAGGCAAGAGUUUGUGGAUGCCUAUGUGGACUACAUCUUCAAUAAAUCAGUGGCUUCUCUCUAUGAUGCAUUCCAUGCAGGCUUUCACAAAGUGUGCGGAGGUAAAGUUCUUCAGCUCUUCCAGCCAAAUGAACUGCAAGCAAUGGUGAUUGGGAACACAAACUAUGAUUGGAAAGAAUUAGAAAAGAAUACUCAGUACAAAGGAGAAUACUGGGCAGACCACCCGACAAUUAAAAUCUUCUGGGAGGUUUUCCAUGAAUUACCACUGGAGAAGAAGAAACAGUUUUUGUUAUUUUUGACAGGCAGUGAUCGUAUUCCUAUACUUGGAAUGAAGAGUCUUAGUCUUGUAAUCCAGCCAACAGGAGGUGGAGAUGAGUAUCUUCCAGUAGCUCAUACAUGUUUUAAUCUUCUUGAUCUUCCAAAAUACACAGAUAAAGAAACUCUCAAAUCAAAGCUAAUUCAGGCUAUUGAUCACUAUGAAGGCUUCAAUUUAGUAUAACUUGUGGAAGCUUGGAACGCUGAAGCUAUUUAAUGUGGGAACAUUUAAUUUUUUGCAUCUAUCUUGCAGUGUUACAUUCAAUAAAAAGCCUAGCAGUGGAGGUGAUAUAAGAAGCUGUUCAUAAAUAUGUUCCGUGAUCUGGUUCUUUAAUGGCUGCCUAAAAUCCUUACACUGAUUGUCUUGAUACAAAUUCUGAAGCCACAUUUUGUGAUAUUAACAAACAAAAGAGUAACUUGGGGGGGGAAAGUUUCUCUGAAUUUUUGUAGUUCACAAGUUGCAAAUGACUUGCUGUGUGUGGAAAGAUGUGCUUAAUUUUUUUUUCAGUCACUGCAUCUGUCACUUAUAGAUCUUUGCUUUGUAAAUAAUCUUUUUGUAAUACUGUAUUCCCCAGUAGCAGUAGAUACUCCUAUCUACUUGCAAGUGAAUUGGGACUUACUUCAUAAAAACAAACCAAGAGAGGGGAAAAAUCCACCACAGCAUCUCAGCUGAUGUUGGAGAUCUGCAUCUAUUUUUUUAAAAUGAGGAUCUAAUGAUGAAUAAUAAAACUAGAAGUAGUUUGUACAAAGUUCCUUUCACACUAAAGCAGAUACAGCUUUUAUUAACAUAAAGAUCAAAACACUAUCAAAUAUUAUUUGUCUGAUAACCCAUGUUCGUAUGAACUACCGAUUUUCAAAAUACCAUUACUACUGGAUCCUAUGAUUUAAUCCUGGAACUCAAUCCUUGAUAACCGUGUAAUUAAUCUCAUUUAUGCCUCAUACCUCAGUCUGCAAUUGUUAAUUGCAUCUUCACUGUUUGCCUUUAACUUCAGCAGAGCUGAGAUGUCCAUCAUUCUCAUUCCCAAAUGUUGUAAGACCAGUUUUGAAGAUCUGGUUCAAUUUUCACUUUUUCAGACAAUUUCUAAAUGCCCUCUUUUAAAAAUACUUUUUUGAACUUCAGUCAUCUGAAACAAUCACAUCGAAUUUGUGGGGAAUUGGAGGUGGGGUGGAGCCUCAUGUUCCUGAAUGUUUACAUGUUAUUGAUAGUAUGUGACUUCCAGCUGUGAAAUAAAUAUUUAUUUUUUUUAGAUUUAUAAACUGCAGUGAAAAUUCAAGCGUAAAAUAAAAAUUAUUGAAUGAACGUUU